Molecule: messenger RNA, 1667 nt
Organism: Paramecium sonneborni
Lineage: Eukaryota; Ciliophora; Oligohymenophorea; Peniculida; Parameciidae
Source: the annotation of a GenBank genome assembly
AUGUUUAAUACAUAAGUACAAUUGAAGAGAGAAUAAUUUGUAAUUUAGAUUAGAAAAUAAGCCAGGGAAGAAAUCUUUUAAAGAAAGAGACAUACAGCAUUAAAUGGAGAUUUAGAUAGAGUAUUGAAAUAGACGCCAGAUGAAAUAAUUCUUUAGAUUUAUAAAAGUUUUAUGCUUUAAGACUUUAAUUUGCUUAAGGAUUAACUAUUUAAAUACAAUGAGCAAUUCUUAAUAAUUAUUUAGAGAAAGUAAUAAGCUGAUGAAGUUUUCAUGAAUCAAUAUAUAAAUCAUUUUAGCAUAAAUUAAGAAUCCACUCAAUUAUUUAUGCAAAUAUUGCGUAUGCCAGAUGUUUAAUAAGAAAAUAAGAUAGAAGAAAUUAGAAUGCUUUGUAUAAACCAAGUCCUUAUAAUAUUGGUCAAUAUGACAUUUGUGAAUGCACCAUAAAUAGUUAACAAUUUAUUGAACUACAAUAUUUUAGAUAUACUUUUGAAUGAUAUAUUGGGUCGAAUGAAUACAAAACAAAAGUUAGCAAAUAAUUUUGAUGUUUGGUAAUCGAUAAUUGAUAGUGUAAUAAUAUAACUUACUUGCAGCUCUGUCAACUUUUUAUUAAUUUGUUACUAGAUUUGUAAGAUUAAAGAGGAGUCUAAAUGAAGGUUGAAAUAUUGAAAUCACCAAUAUUAAAAAUAUGGCAGUACAUUUAUAAAGAGUUUCCACCAGAACACCUUUGGAGUUAAAUGUUAUGUUUGUAAUAAUUACUUUUCUUAAAACCAGGAAUCUAAAGCAUAGAAAUAAUAUCACCUAAUGUAUGUGCUAUUAUUACUUAUCAUAUUAGAUACAAAGAAUUCUUAAGUAAUGUGGUUAUGUUAUAACAGAACUUUCAGAACAAUCUUAAUUUUAUGAAUAAGCAUUGAUAUUAAUUAUACAUUGUUCUGAAUAUUCACUUGAGACUACUAUUGUUUUGACUAAACAUUUUUGGGUUAAAAUGAUACUAAUCAAUAAAUUACCCUUAUUAAUGUAUGGUCUAUUUAUUAAUUUAACUUCUGUGAAUUAUAAUUCAGAUUCUGAUUUACUUGAUUUUAGUACAGAAAAACAUUUAAUUGAUAUUGGAUUAUUAAAUAAUAUGUUAUUUUGGUUACAAAAAUCUCCAGAAGAUUUAUUAAUUAUUAAAAUAUACAAAUGUUUGAAUAACAUUUUGACAUAUUAACUUCCACAUUUAGUUUAUGCAGUAAUUAAUCAUUUUUUACCCAUGCUUGAUUUAUAUUUUGAAAAUUCAAAUACUUUUUAAAUUGAAUUUGUAGAAGAAUAUUUGAUAUUGAUUAAACAUCUAAUUAAAUUUUAGAAAUUAUCUAAACAGAAUCUUACUAAAAUAUUUGAAGAAUAAAAUGUAAUGAAGUAAAUUAGAGAGAUGUAAAAUUAUCAAAAUCUAUAUUUUUAGACUACUAUAAAAUAGUUUUUAGAUUAAUACAAUUAAGAGUUUGUUUGAAUCAUUCGAUUUAUUAUAAAUCGAAUAUAAAUAUAUAAUUUUAGAUAAGAUAGUAAAGUAUCAAAUAAUAGAGAUUCUUAAUUUAUUACUAGCUAAAGAUUUAAUCUCUGAAGAUUAUUUAGAUACUUUAUUUGAAUUGAUUACAAAAUGGGAAUCUGAAUGUAAUGAAUUAAAUUAUUCGUGA